Molecule: messenger RNA, 2725 nt
Organism: Pan troglodytes (chimpanzee)
Lineage: Eukaryota; Metazoa; Chordata; Mammalia; Primates; Hominidae
Gene: MTRF1
Product: mitochondrial translation release factor 1
Exons: 12
Coding region: 474-1961 (495 amino acids)
Biological process (GO): mitochondrial translational termination
Cellular component (GO): mitochondrion
Molecular function (GO): translation release factor activity
Source: RefSeq, a predicted model, not a curated record
GAGUUGUAGUUUAGUCCCACCUUGGCCCCUCCCUCCCUCCCUCCCUCCCACCAUCUCCACCCCCGCUCUGGGCUCACGCCCUGGAUAAGGACGGUGCGGGGGCGGUUGUCUGAUGACAAUUUCAUUCUCGUUUUGUCAUUUUUCUCAUUUAGCUCAUUUUUGUCAUUUUAGUCCAUUGUUAGGCAUGCUCAAGGACAACUCCUCCGGAGAGCGGUCGUGGCGGAGGAGGGGCCGGGAGCGUGCGUUAACCCGGAAGAAGUGAACCAGGAAGUGAACGUGAUCGCGGGUACUCACAGUUCUUUCCUGAUCUUCCCCGCCGCCUCCUGUAUUGCCUCUUUAUGGAAUCACUCCAUAUACUGAGUUACACAGCAUGAUUUGCCCGUGCUGCUGCCCCGCGGGCUGUAGCUUCUGACCUGCCUACACUCAGAACUUUCCCCAAAGCAUCAGAGUAAUACUGUUAACUGUGAUGGGUAAUGGAGAAGUCGUGCUGUUCUCAGCGUGUUGCUUUGUCGCCCACGCUGGAGUGCAGUGGUGCGAUCUCAGUUCACUGCAACCUCCACUUCCCAGGUUCAAGCGAUUAUCCUGCCUCAGCUUCCCGAGCAGCUAGGACUACAGAUGCUGAGAUGAAUCGUCACCUGUGUGUUUGGCUUUUUAGACAUCCAUCUCUUAAUGGUUACCUCCAGUGUCACAUCCAGCUCCAUUCUCAUCAAUUUAGACAGAUACAUCUUGAUACAAGGCUGCAAGUUUUUAGACAAAACAGGAAUUGCAUUCUUCAUCUGUUAAGUAAGAAUUGGUCCAGGAGAUAUUGCCAUCAAGACACCAAGAUGCUCUGGAAGCAUAAAGCACUACAGAAAUAUAUGGAGAACCUGAGUAAGGAGUACCAAACACUUGAGCAAUGUCUGCAGCAUAUCCCUGUGAAUGAAGAAAACCGAAGGUCCUUGAACAGAAGGCAUGCUGAGUUGGCACCUCUUGCAGCCAUUUACCAAGAAAUUCAGGAGACUGAACAAGCAAUUGAAGAAUUAGAAUCAAUGUGUAAAAGCCUAAAUAAACAAGAUGAAAAGCAGUUACAAGAACUUGCACUGGAAGAAAGGCAAACCAUUGAUCAAAAAAUCAACAUGUUGUACAAUGAGCUUUUCCAGAGCCUUGUGCCAAAGGAGAAAUAUGACAAAAAUGAUGUUAUUUUAGAGGUGACAGCUGGAAGGACUACUGGAGGUGACAUCUGCCAACAAUUUACCCGAGAAAUAUUUGACAUGUACCAGAAUUAUUCGUGCUAUAAACACUGGCAAUUUGAACUUCUGAAUUAUACACCAGCAGAUUAUGGUGGACUACAUCAUGCAGCCGCCCGAAUUUCCGGUGACGGUGUCUAUAAGCAUUUGAAGUAUGAGGGUGGGAUUCACCGAGUUCAGCGCAUCCCCGAGGUGGGCCUGUCCUCAAGGAUGCAGCGCAUUCACACAGGAACGAUGUCGGUUAUUGUCCUUCCUCAGCCAGAUGAGGUGGAUGUGAAAUUGGACCCCAAGGAUUUGCGAAUAGAUACAUUUCGAGCCAAAGGAGCAGGAGGGCAGCAUGUUAAUAAAACUGAUAGUGCCGUCAGACUUGUCCACAUCCCCACAGGGCUAGUAGUAGAAUGCCAACAAGAAAGAUCACAGAUAAAAAAUAAAGAAAUAGCCUUUCGUGUGUUGAGAGCUAGACUCUACCAGCAGAUUAUUGAGAAAGACAAGCGUCAGCAACAAAGUGCUAGAAAACUGCAGGUGGGAACAAGAGCCCAGUCAGAGCGAAUUCGGACAUAUAAUUUCACCCAGGAUAGAGUCAGUGACCACAGGAUAGCAUAUGAAGUUCGUGAUAUUAAGGAAUUUUUAUGUGGUGGGAAGGGCCUGGAUCAGCUAAUUCAGAGACUGCUUCAAUCAGCAGAUGAAGAAGCCAUUGCUGAACUUUUGGAUGAACACCUUAAAUCAGCAAAAUAAAUACUAACUUACUAUUAUUUAUGAUUGUAUAAAUGAAAUGGACCUAUAUCAAGAGGCAGACUGAAGCUUGGAAAUCAUUAUGAAUAUUUGUAAAUUACAGCUUUAAGAACACAUUACACAUAAAUAUAUGUUUUGUAAUUAAUCGAAGUCACAUUUCCUGACCUAAGGAUUUAUUUUAGGUUUCCUGUAAAGUACAAUCCAACUCAUCAAGUAGAAAAUAAGCAUAGAUCAUUGAAAAGAGAAAGUAUUGAGAAUUGAUUGUGUCAUUUAGGACAAGUCACUUGUUCUCUUUAUAUGCCUUUUUUCCCCAGCCAUCUAUGAAUUAAUUUAAAUGUAUUUUUAAUCUACUACUUCAGGAAAAUAUGGUAAAAUUUAGUAAAAUAUGAAUUUUAGACUUACUUAUAAGCCUUUUAUUUAAAGACAAAGUACCUUGGCCUAUAGUGGAUGCUUAUGCCUGUAAUCCCAGUGCUUUGAAGGGCCAAAGGGGGAAGAUCUCUUGAGGUAAGAAUUUGAGACCAGCCUGGGCAAAAUAGACCCCAUGUCUACAAAAAAACUCAAAACAUAAAGAAAAACCAUAAUACUGUUAAUCAUGUUAAAGUUAAGACUUAGACUGCAACUUUUAAAUAAAAAUUAUGAAGAAUAUGAGUCAUUCAAUAACAAUGAGCAUCUAGGUACAGACAGUAAAGCCCUUUGAUUGCUGUAUGAAUUCCACACUAUAUAAACAAUAAGCUGAUAUUUUAAAUAGACUCUCUGUUUGACUUCUA